Xylona heveae TC161 is the source of this 3018-nucleotide messenger RNA. RefSeq lists its product as hypothetical. Gene Ontology annotation, molecular function: RNA binding. NCBI's taxonomy places the organism in Eukaryota, Fungi, Ascomycota, Xylonomycetes, Xylonales, Xylonaceae. Bases 207 to 2624 code for a protein of 805 amino acids. The transcript is spliced from 2 exons. The record is from RefSeq and is a predicted model, not a curated record. Gene Ontology annotation, cellular component: nucleus. Gene Ontology annotation, biological process: rRNA processing.
GCUAAACUCGGACCGCAAAAGAACUUUUGGUUGUUGCGGCUCAAAAAGUUUCCCCGCGAAACAAAAAAACAUCCAGCAGACCUGUCAAUUCACGAUACCUAAUUUUGAAAGUUUGAUUCAUUUUCAUCGUGGAGUUCAUUUCAAUCUCUGUCUAACGAAUUUGAGCUGCUGACCGUGCUCGGUCCGUCUCUCUAAUUGCGGUCACAAUGUCCAAGCCUUCACAGCAGAAGGCGCCCAAGGGCGCUCAAAAUGCUAAUCUCUCUGGCGCCGUCAUAAAUGAUCCCCGGUUUGCCAAUAUUCACAGCGACCCUCGCUAUCAACUUCCUAGUAAAAAGCAUACCCAUGUGAAACUCGAUAAGCGGUUUUCGCGCAUGCUGCGAGAUGAAGAUUUUUCGAAGAAAGCAUCGGUCGAUCGAUAUGGGCGCAAAUUGCCCAAAGGAACCGGUCGGAAAGAAUUGGAAAGAUUUUACCGGGUGGAUGAGGACGAGGGGGGCGAUCAGGAUGAAGAAGAGCCCAGUGACCUGGAAAGUGUCGAAGCCGAUGCAGUCGACGAUGACGACAUCGUUCGCAAGGAGCUUGCCCGCGUGGACAAGAGGUAUGAUCCCGCUCGAGAUGGAGGAUUUUCCUCAUCAGAUGAAAGUUCAUCGGACGAAGAGUCCGAGGAAGACGAAGUGGAGGAUGAGGAGGAAGAGACCGGAUUCAGUUUUCCAGACAGACAAUUGGAUCAGCAACCUGCUGUUCCGAUGGGCGAUAUCACAUCUAGACUGGCUGUGGUGAAUCUUGACUGGGAUAAUAUUCGCUCUGCAGAUCUCAUGGCAGUGUUUUCUAGUUUUGUGCCUCCUUCCGGGAAAAUUCGUAACAUUUCAAUCUAUCCUAGCGAGUUUGGCAAGGAACGCAUGGAGAAGGAAGAAGUGGAAGGACCUCCACGGGAAAUCUUCGCAAGCCAUAGCAAGAGAGAAGAGGACGAAGAGUCGGACUCCGAGCGCGGAUCGGAUGACGAUGACGAUGACGAAGAAGAUGAGAGAAUCAAAAAAUCCAUUCUCACAGAGGAUACCGGCGAGGAGUUCGAUUCUGCCAAAUUAAGGCAAUACCAGCUUGAGCGACUACGAUACUACUACGCCGUAAUUACCUGCACAUCUCCCGAAGUUGCCAAAGCCAUAUACGAUGCUACGGACGGCACAGAAUACCUUACUACAGCCAACUUCUUCGAUCUACGCUUCGUCCCGGACGACGUUAGUUUCGAGGACGACAAACCACGCGACGAAUGCGAUCAGAUUCCCAACGGAUACCGUCCGAACGAAUUCGUCACUGCAGCGCUGCAGCACAGCAAAGUCAAGCUGACCUGGGACGAGGACGAUCCGCAGCGGAAGGAGGCGCAGAAGCGUGCAUUCACCGGUUCUCGCGCUGAACUUGACGAGAAUGACCUAAAAGCAUACCUCGCCAGCUCAAGCUCAGAGGACGAGGGCGAAGACGGAGACGAAGCGAAUGAAGACUCGGAAUCCGAGGACGAGAAACCAGCGGCGGAUGAAACCGCCACCAAAAAGCCUUCUGAGAAACUUUCCAAAAAGGAAGCAGAACGGCAACGCAUGCGCGCUCUUCUCGGCCUGCCUGUUGAUAAGCCGUCAUCCUCAUCAUCAUCAAAGAGUAAAACCAGCAGUGCUCCUGUCGGCGACAUGCAAGUCACUUUCACACCAGGUCUAUUGUCCGGGGAGAACGGCGGCAAGUCAUCUGUGUUCGAGAACGAGCCUGAACGCGACGAGACCACCGUCGAGAAAUACGUCCGCAAAGAAAAGGAACGCAAGGCGCGACGAAAGGAGAAACUCAAGUCCGGUCGCAACCCGGAAGCCGACGCUUCUACGACUACCGAUAAGAACGACAUCCACGACGAGUCCUCCGCCUCGGAAUCUGCCUCUGAGGGCGAAGACGAAGAAGAAGAAGACCUCGGCUUCAAUGACCCCUUCUUCACCUCCGCACCCACGAAAGAGUCCAAAUCCGCCGUCAAGAAGCGCAAACAAGCCGAGCGCCGCGCCCAGGACGCAGACGCUGCCAAAGACGCCGAGGCCGCCGCCCGCCAACGCGCCGAGCUCGAACUCCUCAUGCUCGACGACAAGGGUGGUGCCGCCGCCGGUGCCUCUGGCGAUGGCGGGGCCGCAGAGCCCCAUGUCGCUCAUUUCGACAUGAAAGAGAUCCAAAAGGCCGAAAAAGACGCUGCCAAACGCGGCAAAGCCAAGCGGAAGAACAAGAACAAGGCCGGAGCCACUACUACUACAGAUUCCGUGCAGGAUGAUUUCCAAAUGAAUGUCAGUGAUCCGCGGUUUACCAGUCUCUUUGAAAGCCACGAUUUCGCAAUCGACCCUACGAAUCCGCGGUUCAGCGGCACAAAGGCCAUGAAAGCCCUGCUGGACGAAGGCCGUCGAAAGAGAAGCCGUCGCGAGGUAGAUGCAGAAAUUGAUGACAGACCCGCAAAAGACGAAGGUCGCAAACCGUCCAAAGUCGCAAAAUUGAGCGCACCGGAUGCGGGUGAAGAAGCAGCAACACCGCAAGACGGUGUCGAUUUACGCAAAUUGGUGGAGAAGGUGAAGGGGAAAAGCAAGAAUGCUACUGCUGCGAACAAGAAGCGGUAGAGAGAAAGGAUAAGAAAACAUUGUUUGGGGAAACUGCUGGCGUAGCGUUUGUAUUCUUUUUGGAUUGUUCUCAUCUGCGUCUUCUUUAUACAUAGUGCAUUGAGAACUCCUGGACUAGGCGCAAGAAAAAUCGAAUUGUAUUUCAUCACAUCAAAGUACAUUAAUUUAUGUCUCAAAUUGCACAUCUUGACUGUCCUAUAAGUUGAUACAUGCGAAUUCUACUUUUACAAGGAUCAUCACUCUAGGUAGAUAUGCUCAAAGAGAAAAAAGCUCUUGUAAAGGAAGGCGAGAUGAAAAAAAGAGGAAAAGAAAAAGUAUGUAUUGGAACAAUUUGAAGACUAAUAAACAGCGAUAGAAGCGCUGCUGAAGUGGUAAUGCUUCGUGGGAAUCCGCU